AUGGAUUCAUACGACGCGGCCGAUCAGCUCGAAAAGUCCGUUGCCGCUCACGAAGAGGGAGAUCGCGUGGAGCGCGUACGCACGAAGGGCGGCCAUGAAGACGACAGAACACAGCCAGCUCUCCCCGUGGUGCACCGGUCGUUUGCUAACCCAGCACCCUUGGGGCUGCUCUCUUUCGCAACGGGCAUCUUCCUGAUAUCCGCCUACGGUGUCCACGUUCGAAACAUCCAAACGCCCAAUGUCCUCGUGGGCAUGAUUAUCUUUUUCGGCGGUGUGUGCCAGUACAUCUCAGGCAUCAUGGAGUUCAUCUCUGGGAACACGUUUGGCGCCACCGUCUUUUCGUCCUAUGGCGCGUUCAAUAUCUCGUAUGCGAUGAUCUAUCUCCCCGGGAGUGGAAUCAUCGCCGCAUACACCGACAAGACAACCGGCCAGGUCAGCCCAGAGUUCAAUCAGGCUGUCGCCAUGUUUCUGUGGGCUUGGUUCAUCCUCACCGUGAUAUACACUGGCGCCGCUUGCCGCGCGUCAUGGGUCCUAUUUAUCGAUCUUGCCUUUCUAGACCUCGACCUCCUACUGCUGGCUUGCGGGUACAUGUUCAACCGCUCAUCGCUGCUCAUCGCUGGAAAUUCGGUCGGCUUCGUGGUGGCGUUCUUGACCUACUGGGCUGGCGUGGCUGGACUCUACGCGGGAGGUGUUACGCCUUUCAACAUUCCGACUUUUCCAAUGUACAAGGAGAAGAAAUGA
Molecule: messenger RNA, 741 nt
Organism: Fonsecaea erecta
Lineage: Eukaryota; Fungi; Ascomycota; Eurotiomycetes; Chaetothyriales; Herpotrichiellaceae
Exons: 5
Coding region: 1-741 (246 amino acids)
Cellular component (GO): plasma membrane
Molecular function (GO): acetate transmembrane transporter activity
Source: RefSeq, a predicted model, not a curated record